Messenger RNA from Fusarium coffeatum, 2115 nucleotides. RefSeq lists its product as uncharacterized. The transcript has a single exon. The coding region runs from base 1 to 2115 and encodes 704 amino acids. Lineage: Eukaryota; Fungi; Ascomycota; Sordariomycetes; Hypocreales; Nectriaceae. The record is from RefSeq and is a predicted model, not a curated record.
AUGUCAUUGCAGUCUGAGAUGUCUACGCUUACCGAGAACCCCCUUGACUUAUAUCACGAUGGACUCGGACUAGAGAUCCACACUGCCCAUGACAGUUCAUUCAUUGCUCGCCCAGGGACAAACUCAUAUCCACAAGAACGAUUAGAUGCCUUCAUCGCCGAGAUUCAAGCGUCUCCGUCGGGCGUACCCCGUGCCCCCAGUCAAGGGCUAUACAAACCAAUAACCAACCCGUACGAGAUCCGUGUCCUUGAGAUUAAAUCAGGCAUAGGCGCAGAAACGCUCCGAGGAAGUCUUCAUUAUUGUACGGUCGAAUUCGACCCUCCAGAUUUAAAGUACAAAGCAAAAUGGGCAAUAUCCAGUGCAGAUUAUUCCGAGCCUGUUUUCUUCACCGCCUUGAGCUAUACAUGGGGUCCCAACGUUUUUGACUCUAUCAUAGAAUGCGACGGGUUUGUCAAAAAGAUCACGAAGUCGCUAGACUCUGCAAUCAGACAGUUUCGCCAUCCUGACGACUCUAUCAUGAUGUGGAUUGAUCAAAUAUGCAUCAACCAGGACGACAAUAUUGAAAAGGCACAGCAGAUCCCACUUAUGAGCAAAAUAUACAAGCUCGCGACAAACACCGUUAUCUGGCUUGGGGAGGCCAGCGAAGGGUCUGAUUCUGCCUUGAAACUACUCGAACGGAUUGUUUCAUGCCUACAGCUCACCCUUUCCAACCCUGACUUUCCCGACUUGGAAAGGCUCGGCCUUCCAGAAGCCGACUCCAAGGUAUGGGAACAUCUGUGUGAGCUGCUGACUCGAAAGUGGUUUACACGGGUCUGGGUUAUUCAAGAAGCGGUACUUUCAUGGGAUCCGGAUACGUGGUUUGCUUGCGGUGACUUCUUCCUCCCGUGGAAGAUUCUCGCAGACGCGUGCACAUAUCUGAUCACAUGUGGUAUUUCUCAGAAGCUGGGGGAGAGGUUUUCUGCAAUUGUUUCUGUACAUGCGCCGCUGGGUGAAAUAAUAUCGAACAUCGAGUGGAUGAAGCGUACUAGUCACCCAGACUUGUUCACGUUCUUGGCUGAUACUCGGAACGCUGAAUGUUGGGACCCUAAAGACAGGGUCUAUGGGCUUCUUGGGCUCAUUGGCGACAAGGCUAAGGCAGCAGUUAGAGUCAGCUAUGCAUCUGACUACACUGUGGCCAGUCUUUACAAAGAUGUGACCGUGGGUUUCAUACAGGGUGAUGACCUAAACUCUUUGAUAAGAUUAUCCUUGGUCUUAGGUGCAGUGGAUCACGAGUCACCCGAUCUGCCAUCAUGGGUUCCUGACUGGCGUGUACCCCCUUCAAUGAUUGGACUCAAUACACCAUUUGCAUUUAGUGGUAUAUACCACGCAUGUGGACCAUUCAGCCGUAUGAACAACAAGGGAAAGCCCACGGCUAAGAUCCAUGGCGAUGAUCUCACCACCCCAGGCGUGCUUUUUGACACUAUUAUCAAGGUUACAGAUACGUUCGAUAAUCCGGAUCUCAGCUACCAAAGCCCAAUGACUGGAAAUACGGCCCUAAUCACCGCUGUGGUCUUUGUCUCACAGAUGCGGAAGAAUGGGCCAUAUGGAGGAGAUAUUUUUGAAGCUCUCUGGAACACUCUUGUUGCUGGUAGGUACAAAAAAGAGAGCUCAGAGCCAUGGAGAAUUGAAACCGCUUCAAUGUCACAGGGGCCGCUUUUCGCGGAAAUAUUCAGCUUUCUCAUUGAUGAGACGAUCGGAAGGUCGCACUCACUUCAAGGGCAGACAUAUUCGGAUCGUCAAAAACGCCCCAAAGGGAAAGGCGGACUGGACCUCUCUAACCUGAGUCAACGCACCCUGGGCGAGACGUUUCAAGAUGCGCGCUUGGCCUUGAGACGCGCAUUGAGAGGUCGAACGAUGGGUAUCACAAGUAAGGGAUACUUAGGUCUUUUUCCUGGACGUGUUGCAGUAGGGGACUUUGUGUAUGUGUUUGAUAGGUGUCCGGUGCCAUAUGUUUUGAGAUCAGUGGGAAGUGAGGGCAAGUUCAGGUUUAUUGGCGAGUGCUAUGUCUAUGGUAUUAUGGAUGGAGAGGCUGUUGAGCCGGAAGAUAUAUGCUUAGGGGGUGUGACUCUCGUCUAG